GUUCCCGACAUUUUGGACAAUCCUUCGACCCGCCCCACGAUCUGAUAAUGCACACACUUCACAAAAAGAACUGCGUCAGAUCAGAUUACCACCACGACCUCCUCCCACUUCCUCCUCCACCACCAAACAAGAAACCCCCUCGAUUGCUGGCUGGCUUACCAAACAUCAACCUCUUCCCCCACCCACACUACUUCCACAUCGUGAUGCCAUUAUUCGCAUUUCGAAGCAUCACCAAGCCACGCCCGUCCCCUUUCCCUUUUUUUCCUAUUCCCUUCUCCGCUAUUCUCCGCUUGGCCCUGCCCUUGCACAUGCCCAUGCCCUUGCCCUUGCCCACUUCUCCCGAUCUCCGGCACACCGUCACUGCCCAUCACUCUCUCAAUCGACCAUGGCUACCCGUGCUGGUCGUGUUUCUGACUCAGAUAUGUGCUAACAUUAAUGGCUUAAUUUAUCAGGCUCAUCUUCGCCCUUUGUACUCCUAUCCACAAAACCUUCACCACCCUUCCUAAAUCGACCCUCUCCUCCCCUACUUCGCACAAUGGCUUCAGCAACACAGCCAGCUGCUCUCCAUAGCAUUCCUACCACCUCCACAUCGCAUCCUCAAGAUCCCAUACCUUCUGAGCCACGAGCCAUACCUCAGCUUUCCAUCAAACCUACACGGGAUCACACCUCAAUGUCUCCACGAUCCUCCG
Messenger RNA from Aaosphaeria arxii CBS 175.79, 689 nucleotides. RefSeq lists its product as uncharacterized. The annotation marks the transcript as partial. The record is from RefSeq and is a predicted model, not a curated record. Lineage: Eukaryota; Fungi; Ascomycota; Dothideomycetes; Pleosporales. The transcript has a single exon.